This is a messenger RNA of Stegastes partitus (bicolor damselfish), 1177 nucleotides long. It is a transcript of the gene pih1d2, whose product is annotated as PIH1 domain containing 2. The record is from RefSeq and is a predicted model, not a curated record. Lineage: Eukaryota; Metazoa; Chordata; Actinopteri; Pomacentridae. The coding region runs from base 1 to 957 and encodes 318 amino acids. The transcript is spliced from 5 exons. Gene Ontology annotation, cellular component: ribonucleoprotein complex; R2TP complex; cytoplasm. Gene Ontology annotation, biological process: box C/D snoRNP assembly; rRNA processing.
AUGUCCUCCGCUGGAAGUACAGAGGAUGUUUUGCAGCAGGUCAACCAGUUGUGGUCCAUGCUGGAUGAUCUCUCUGAGAAUGACCCUGCAGGCUACCGCAGGUUCAUAGAGAAACAGAUGAAGGAAGGAGAUGAGUUCAGGUCGCCCCCUGAGCUCCACUCGACUCUGUGCACCGAAAUACUGGAACCAAAGAAAGGCUUGCUGUAUGUCAACAUAUGCAGCUGGAAGCGUGUGCCUGCACCUCAGGAUCCCAGCAGGCCUUUACCCGUGUAUGCAGGGAAACUGGAAACAGGCACAAAUGAAGGCUGGUUUGCUGUGUUGGAUGUGGCUUUAAAUCCGGCAGUGCUGCAGGAAAGCGAGAAAGAGCAAACUCACAUUAACCAGGUUUAUAUGCUGGCCCUGAGCUUUGCCCAGCAGCAGCAGCAUGAGAUGAGGUUAUCUCAGCGGUACAGUGUCAUCAACUGCAGCCCAAAAAGUAGUCCAGAUGAGCUGCACCGCCGGCUUGGGUUUCAGAAGUGGCCCAAUUCCUCCAAACAACCAGACACAGCCGGUCAGACACCGGCUGCCCUCCUAAAGCAGAUCUCCUCCCUGCGAGCGGAGAAACAAGAAGAGGACCCGGCAGCCCAAAUUAUCUGUACACCUGCAGAGCACAUAAAGAAGGAUUUGAUCCAGGUCAUCUCUACCACUUUUGUGGAGCCUCAGAAGCCAGAGUACCAACUUGAGGUGAAGACGGAUACAGCAGGAGCUCCUCGCAGCAUGGAGCUGACAGUGGAGCUGCCAAAGGUUUGCUCCAUGUCAGAGUGCCAGCUGAGAAUGUCUAAGGAUGACGUCUUACUGGAAGUAGAGGAUGUUUACUAUUUGCUUGUGGAGUUUCCAAAAACCGUAAAUGAAGACACUGCAUCUGCCAUCUUUAAUAAGAAGAAACGAAGGCUUACUUUGAAAGUGGAUGUUUUGUGAUCAUUUGCCUAAAUGGAGAAACAAGCGUACAUAGAGGCGAGGAGUAAAUUCUGACAUCGAAAAUACCUCAAAGUAAACAAUAAACGCAAACAAAACGUCUUUUCAUGUGAUGGAAAAAGCAUCGAGAUCAUAUUAUACUAUGCAGGGACCCAUCCGCUGCCUCAAAACUCAAGCCUACAAACAGCGAACAGCUGUCUGUAAAUUGAUCCAUUUCCAACAG